CUGCGGGGCGAUGGGAGGUCGGCCCGCACUUCCGACAGCGGAGCAGGGUUCGAAGGACUGAACCUCCGGGCAUUUGGGUGCGGAGAGGAGAUGCCAGACCUGGGGGCUCGGCCCACUGCAGGCUGCAGUUUGAGGGUCUCAGGCUAGUCCGUUACCGCCUUUCAGGUGUCUUUGCUGCGGCAGGCAGUGAGAGCUAAAAUGUGUUGUACCAGUAUUCAUUCCUUUUGGUGUGUUUUCCCAUUUUAUUGGAAGAGAAGUAGUAAAUACUAGUCAGGCCUUGCAAGCAACUUUUCAUGGUGUAUAUUUUGUGAGUUAAUGUUCCCUUUUGAUUGUUCUCUCUUUCAACAGAUGGCAAGUGGCAGCCAGAAAAGGAUAAUACAAAUAACUGGAUUUAAAAAACAAGAGAAGAAGGCACUGCUCAAAUGUCUGUUCAAGCUGAACUGUGUUUUUAUAGAGAGUAAGGUAUUGUUCAUUAAAAAACAGCAAAGAGGGUUUGAGCAGGAAGUAAAAAUGCAAGCCUUAGAAGAAAGGAUUGUGCAAUAGGAAAGUGGGUACUAACUAAGGAGUACAUAAUUAAUAGUGCUGAAAGUGGCAGAUGGCUUGAUGAAGCAACGUACGAAUGGGGAUAUGAAAUUGAAAGAGACACCCAUUAUUCACCUCAAAUGCAAUCUGCACCUAAAAGAUGGCGUGAAGAACUGACAAACUCUAGUGCUCCAGGGGCCUUCCACAGAUGGAAAGUUGUCCUCCUUGUUAAGAGAGGUGAUAAACGAAUGCCAUGUAUUAGAAGAGUUCUUAAAGCUGGAAAGGCAACCAUAUGUUCAUCUAAAAAUGCAGAGCACAAUAUAACUCAUGUAUUCAUCGGUGGUAAAACUUCUCCUCUACAAAACAAAAAGUGCCUCUCUGAAGCUCAACACUACUCUUUGCAAUAUAUAGGACGUUACCUUUUUGAAAAUGAAAUACAAAGUCCCGAAGAUACACAGAUGAACUGUUUCCUGGCUGCACAAGAAACAGAUCAAGUCUUGUCUGAAAUGCAACUUGCUAAAAUAAAAAAUGCUAUUAUUAAGCAUAUGUAUUUUACUGCGACUAUUAAGCAUAGACUUGCUCAAACAGACCAGCUGCUCAAAUGCAAUCCAGAGGUUAAAAGUACUGACUGGUCCAGAGGCACUUGGUAUAUACUUCAAGGAUUAGUGGAAGAGGACUUACUUCAUGAUGUAGUCACGGAACUUGCUGCAGGCCAAAAGUACCAUACACCUCCUGUGCAACUUCUUCAUUCUCUUCUAGAAUAUGUCCUAUUGGGAAAUGCCAGUGCAAUGUUUUUUGCCAAACUCUGUCAUGUGUUGUACCUUGUUCUUCAACAUGAACCUCCCUGGAAGUCCCAAUCUAUGUUAAAGUAUUAUUUGGAUCUUCUUCAGUGUCCUAUCUGUAAGAAAGGCACAUGGUCGUUGAUAGAGAUGCUUGUAAGGUCUUGCCUUUAUUGCAAAACAAUUUGUCAUACAGUCCCAGUUUCUCUCCCAGGGAGAGAAGAUGAACUGAGGAUAGUUCAUAAAACAUUAUUGAAGUUUUUCUUUGAUUUAGUAAAAGGCGAAGUAGAGUUUCUGACAAAAAGUUUGGUUGAAGGAGUGAAUUCACAGCAUCAACAAGUCUUGCCACAGACAGUUCUUCAGAAGACAUUCUUGCUUGAAAGCGGAACCGCAGUGCUUUUUACCAAACACAUAAAUAUUCUAGCAGAUUGGGUCAUACUUUCCCAUAGAGAAUUGAACAGAAGAAAUGAUGCUUUCAGAAGUGAAGUUGCUGGUCUAAUAAAUGCCAUUCUUGGAACUGUAGUGGAAUAUUGGAUCAUCUCAGGUUUGCUUAUGGACAGAAAUAUGUUUCAUCAAGUACCUGAUGAUUUGGCACACUACCUUGCCAUUUCUUGUGACGAUUUUUCUGUAUGUGAAUUAAAAAUGUUUAUUUGUGCCAUACCAUCUCCCUGGCUUCAAAUGUUUGUUGCAGAAGCAAUUUUCAAACAAAUGUGUUUACAGAGGGAUAUUACUGUUUCUACAGAACCUCUUUCUCUUCAGAAAAUAGUCUGUUCCUAUUCACCUGCUUUGCGAGAGAUAGGGAUGCGUGAGACAAAGAUACACAAAGCAAAGAAAAAGAAAAUAGGGCAACAGCCAUGCCCUGAGUCUCAAAGGACAUUACAGAUGCUAAAUGGCGAUAAGCAGAACCAAGUCAAAGUGCUGCCUGAUCUACCUGACUUAAUCUUUAAUAAACCUAGAGCAAAAGCAGAAUUUCAGACUGCACACACCAAAGAGAGUUAUCUUUCAGCUGAAGAAGUAUACAAGAGAAAUAUCAAAGGAGAGACAGCCCUGCAUAAAGCUUGCAGAAAUAACAAAGUGGAGAGAUUGAUUCAGCUUCUCUCUUUCCCAGGAAUAGACAUUAAUGUUAAAGAUUAUGCUGGCUGGACGCCUUUGCAUGAAGCCUGUAACCAUGGCAGCACAGUGUGUGUCCGUGAAAUUCUGCAGCGUUGUCCAGAGGUAGACCUGCUCAGUCAAGUGGACGGGGUGACUCCUUUGCAUGAUGCACUGUCAAAUGGACAUGUAGAAAUUGGCAAGCUGCUACUUCAGCAUGGGGGGCCAGUCCUUCUAGAGCAGAGGAACUCCCAUGAGAAAUUGCCACUGGAUUAUGUUGAAUCAGUCGCAGUAAAGGAAGAACUUUUGAGUCUUGUUCAACCAGGAGAGAGCUUCUAUGAAUGCAGAAAACAGGAUUUUUGCAGUCAGAAGAGAGAACUGUGUUUGAUUUUAUUUAAUAAGAUGCUGCUGAAUUUUUGUUCAGUUUAUAAUCUGUCUUCACCCUUGACUUUAACUCUCAGAGAGGUAGCUUGUUCAAAUGUACUUCCAGUAAUGGCUUGUGAUAGCUCUAAGAUGAAAAAUAAAUUUUCUGAAGAUUGGUUGGUAGAUGUAUAUUUUAGAGAGGUAGAGACUUUCCAAAAGCUACCACAAUUUCUUCAAGAAGUAUCUGCAAACAUGUUUUUCUUCCCUGGUGAACAGACAAAGGCCUUAUUAGCAGCUCUGGAAACUAUGGUAGAAGCAUAUCAGCUCUUAAAUCUUUUUAGCAGUUAAAUUCCAAACAAGCCACAUUGGCUGAAUCUUGACUGUUAACCCUUGAUACUGGCCUAACUUUUUUUCCAGCAACCAAAGAAGUACAAAUUUCAUACCCCUGCAAAAGCCCCACAUGUUGGGAUCUCCCACUUUGUUAAUAUUUUCCUCUAGCAGAGCCUGGAAGUCAGAUACACUGAUCCCGCACGUUUUUUAGGCAAAAAUUUUCCAGUACCAGUGCUUUCUCUUUGCCUGACAGAUCUGGAUGUGUAUGAUCUUAGUACGGUGCUAUAUAAUUUACACGCAGUUAAACUUUGUAUUUUCUGUCUUAGAAGUAUUUUUUUUUCCUGCCUUGUGCCAUAUUUCUCUUUGGUUUUCAGAGGUAGUGACCCUAAACUUAAACCAAGCAGUUGAUUAUUUUAUUCCUUGAGAAAGGCUUGUGUCUACAUAUUUUGAUAUCCUUUAAUAAAGCUAGUGUUAUAAAUAUGUCAUGAAAUAAAAACAUAUGGAAAAGCAAA
Corvus hawaiiensis (hawaiian crow) is the source of this 3595-nucleotide messenger RNA. RefSeq names its product SMC5-SMC6 complex localization factor 1 (gene SLF1). The coding region runs from base 663 to 3101 and encodes 812 amino acids. Gene Ontology annotation, molecular function: protein binding. The transcript is spliced from 16 exons. The record is from RefSeq and is a predicted model, not a curated record. Lineage: Eukaryota; Metazoa; Chordata; Aves; Passeriformes; Corvidae. Gene Ontology annotation, biological process: positive regulation of double-strand break repair.